UCCUUCUUCCUCAGUCCCUCCUUCCCUCGCUCACAAAAUCUACCAUCACCGAACCUAAAAAACAGAAGAAAAAAACCCAUAAUUAUUAAUUUCUGUUAACGGCACAACAUCGUCUUCACCUAUCUUCAAAAUCCCCAAAACAAGCAUCAUCGUCUUCACAUCCUUCUCGAACCGAGGAACCAACCUGCUGUUCCUCCUAAAACCAUGAAGAAACAAAGGUUUCCUCAGGCCCUCAACAGCUACUUCGAUCUCCUGUCUGAGGAGAUCGUGUUGUCUAUCCUUGAAUUCCUCGGACCAAACCCGCUUGACAAGAAGUCGUUUUCUUUAGUAUGUAAAUCUUUCUACGCCAUCGAAGCCAGGCACCGUCGAACCUUGAAGCCGCUCCGUUCCGAGCACCUACCCAAGGUCCUGAAAAGGUACCCGCACGUGACCCACAUGGAUCUCUCACUGUGCCGGCGGGUCACCGAUGGUUCGCUGGCUGUGAUAGCUGGCAUGUGCGGGACCACACUCCUCUCCAUCGAUCUCUCCCGGUCCAAGUUCUUCACGGGCGCGGGGCUGUUGAGUCUGGCACUGAGGUGCGAGAAUCUGGUGGAGAUGGACCUGUCGAACGCGACCGAGCUGAGGGACGGGUCGGCGGCGGUUGUGGCGGAGGCGAAGAACCUGGAGAAGCUGUGGAUGGGGAGGUGCAAGAUGCUGACCGACAUAGGGGUCGGAUGCAUCGCGGUGGGAUGUAGGAAGCUGAGGCUAUUGAACUUGAAGUGGUGCGUGGGUGUUGGCGAUUGGGGUGUCUGCUUGGUUGCUAUCAAGUGUAAAGAUAUUCGUGUUUUGGAUCUUUCUUACUUGCCGAUCACCGAUAAGUGUUUACCAUGCAUCUUGAAUCUGCAACAUCUCGAAGAUUUGACAUUAGAAGGAUGCUUUGGUAUUGAUGACAACAACCUCGCAGUCCUUAAGCAUGGGUGCAAGUCGCUAAAGAAACUUGAUAUGUCAAGUUGUCAGAAGAUUACUCCUGUUGGCUUGUCUUCUGUAUUCAGUUGUACUAGAUGUCUAGAACAACUUACGUUAGCAUAUGGUUCCUCUGUUAAUCUUGAUCUUGCUGAUAGUUUGAACAAGCUUUCCAUGUUGCAAUCAAUCAAAUUAGACGGUUGCUCGGUUACCUGUGAUGGACUGAGGGCCAUUGGAGAUUGGUGUGUAUCACUGAGGGAUCUCAGCUUAAGUAAAUGUUCAGGAGUGACAGAUUAUGGCCUGUCCUACCUUGUAACAAAACAGAAAGACUUGAAGAAGCUAGAUAUCACAUGUUGUCGUAAGAUAACUGAUGUAUCUAUUUCCCACAUUGCAAAUUCUUGCACAUCUCUUAGAUCUCUCAGGAUGGAAUCAUGUACCCUGGUUCCUAGAGAAGUAUUUGUCUUAAUUGGGCGAUGCCGUUCUCUUGAGGAACUUGACUUAACAGAUAAUGAAAUCGAUGAUGAAGGUUUGAAAUCCAUCUCCACUUGUUGCAAACUCUCCAGCUUAAAACUUGGGAUUUGUCUAAACAUAACUGAUGAGGGACUUUCCCAUGUUGGCAUGUCAUGCGCAGGACUUAAGGAACUGGAUUUGUACAGGUGCACAGGGAUAACUGAUUUAGGGAUUUUAGCAAUUGCUCACGGAUGCCCUGGCAUCGAGAUGAUAAACAUAGCUUACUGUAAAGAAAUUACUGAUAGUUCCUUCAUCUCGUUCUCAAAAUGCUCGAAACUAAACACAAUUGAAAGUCGAGGAUGUCAUAUCACAUCAUUAGGGGUAGCAGCAAUUGCUGCAGGAUGCAAGCAACUAAUCAAGUUAGACGUAAAGAAAUGUUAUGAAAUUGAUGAUGUGGGGAUGAUUUCACUUGCUUACUCUUCUCAAAACCUCAAGCAGAUAAAUUUGUCGUAUAGCUCAGUUACAGAUGUGGGGCUCUUGUCUCUUGCCAGCAUCAGCUGCCUACAGAGCUUGACCAUUUUGCACUUGAAAGGUUUGACAGCCAGGGGGCUGGCAGCUGCCUUGUUGGCUUGUGGAGGACUGACAAAAGUGAAGCUCCAUGCGUCCUUUAAAUCCAUGUUACCCCAACAGCUUUUUGAACAUUUGGAAGCUCGCGGUUGUGCAUUCCACUGGAGAAAUAAAGUGUUUGAGGCUGAAUUAGAUCCCCAGUGUUGGAAACUAAGGUUGGAAGAUAUGGUGCAAUAGGGUUUUCUGAAUGUCCUUGAGCUUGAGGUUGAGAAGUUUCCAUGCAAAAGUUGCCGUCCAUAGCUUAUUGGAAAUCUUCGGCGACUCUUUGAAGCAAGGUGACACUCACCAAAAGGCCUAGAAAAUAUAUCGUUGUAAUUGUUUCUCUCUUGGUAUUACAGCGUUACUAAUUCCCCCCAAAAUAAUUGUUUAAGAAUGUAAGUACCGAUUUUGUGUUGUUUGGAUUAA
Molecule: messenger RNA, 2424 nt
Organism: Juglans regia (Persian walnut)
Lineage: Eukaryota; Viridiplantae; Streptophyta; Magnoliopsida; Fagales; Juglandaceae
Product: F-box/LRR-repeat protein 3
Exons: 8
Coding region: 205-2196 (663 amino acids)
Biological process (GO): SCF-dependent proteasomal ubiquitin-dependent protein catabolic process
Cellular component (GO): SCF ubiquitin ligase complex
Molecular function (GO): protein binding
Source: RefSeq, a predicted model, not a curated record